Molecule: messenger RNA, 2261 nt
Organism: Choloepus didactylus (southern two-toed sloth)
Lineage: Eukaryota; Metazoa; Chordata; Mammalia; Pilosa; Megalonychidae
Gene: TMEM69
Product: transmembrane protein 69
Exons: 3
Coding region: 1198-1953 (251 amino acids)
Source: RefSeq, a predicted model, not a curated record
UCAUUGGGUAUAGCACGACGGGAAGGGGCGGCGCUGCCAUGACAGGCUGGGAAAGAAAUAAAAGUGAAAACCUAGCGCUACUACAAGCGAUGACUAUUAACGAAGAAUUCGCCGUAAGCUCAUCCCGCACGGGAAGCUAAGCCAGUUGAUGGCCGGCAACCAUGAAGCCAGGCUUCCUGGAAUCUAGAGGAAAGAAGGAACUGGCUGGCGUGGGCCUUUGAGGUCUUCUAUUGUCAUCCGCUUUAUCUCAGGGACAGGACACAAAAAAUUAGAGGCCCAAGAAAGGGGAAGGGACUUGCCCAAGGUCACAUAGCCGAGAAGUAAACAAAAAAUAAAGCCGACGAAGGAUUGAUCUAACUUGCUGGAUCACCCCAGCCCCAAGGCUUUUUUCAUCUAACCUUUCAUGGAGAAGUGAAAAUCCUGCUCCUUGUGCUCUUUAUUCCUAAAUGAAGUUUCUAGGCCCCGCAAAGAAAGUGGAAGUAGGAACAGGGUUUUGGUGUUUUUUUUGUUUUGUUUUUUUCCUUUAAUAAUAUUAGUAGUUAAGAACCCUAAUGUGGAAUUAGAUGUGCCCCGUUGGUUCUAAAAACCCUGUUGUUUUGCAAAGUUAAAAAAUGAGUUCCAGAGAUGGCAAGCAAUUUGACCAAGUCGCACUUGGCCUAGAUUCCAAGACUCUUACCUUCCUCCACCCCCUUCACUCUGAGAUUGUUUCAGCAGGGGCUCUCUACAUUCCCGUGGAGGGUCAGGUUCCGUUGGCUAGGAACUCUGGAAUAGAGGCAAGCACUGUUCGGGUACUCGGUAGGACUCGCCGGCCGACUGCCACUGGAAUUAAGAUUUAAAAAGAACGGCUCCAGGACUGAAACCCCGACUUAGGAACUAGUUAGCGCAGGUGAAGUUUCCACCCGGAAUCAUUUGUUUUCGGCCCUCAGGAAAUGGAAGCUGUCAAACCCCACUCGCCGGAAGUGCCCUUUCGGCGGUGGUGUUCAUGCAACUCAGCUUUCUCCUCGUGCGAUGCUGGCAAGAACCUGGGCUGCCUGCCACAAGUAGGGAAGGCGGACACCAAGGCUUGCCAGGCAAAAGGAGCCGCGGGAACUGUCGGCAACAUGCUUCUUCUGGUUCAUUCCCUCCACUUGGCCAUAAAAAUACAUUAAUCAGAACUGCCUGGCAUCUUCCUGAGCAGGACUUUCAGUAGGGUCCAGUAUGCUUCACUUCAUCCAGAAAUUUUCUCGAGCAUCUUCACAGAUGCUGAAGUACUCUUUCCCAAUGGGACUAGGAGCCAGCAGGAGAACAGAUAUACUUUCUCUCAAGACAUCUCUCCAGCAAAACAUUUCCCCUUUGUUUCCAAAGCUUUGGCUCUUCUCAUCGUAUCCGUUGUACAUGAGCAAGAGGCAAUGCUAUCAUACGUCCCCAUGCUGCUUUAAGAAGAAGCAGAAGCAAGCAGUACUUCCAUCCAGGCCACCAAGCACCAUCACUUACCUGCCUGACAGCCCAAAGCCAGCACUAUACAUAACUCUGGCAGGAUUAAUCCCCUUUUUUGCUCCACCUCUGAUCAUGGUGAUGACAAAGACUUACAUCCCUGUAUUAGCUUUUACUCAGAUGGCUUAUGGAGCCAGUUUCCUGUCUUUCUUGGGAGGAGUCAGAUGGGGUUUUGCUCUGCCAGAAAGUAGUCCAGCCAAACCAGACUUCCUUAAUUUAGCUAACAGUACAGCUCCUGUUUUGUUUUCAUGGUUUGCUUUUCUUAUUUGUGAAAGACUCAGUGAAGCUAUAGUCACGGUAAUAAUAGGUUUAGGGAUAGCAUUACACACUGAACUUUUUCUCUUGCCACAUUAUCCCAACUGGUUCAAAGCCUUGAGGAUAGUAGUCACUUUGGUAGCCUUUUUUUCUUUUAUAAUCACUUUACUAGUUAAAAAUACAUAUCCAGAGAAAGGACCCAAGAGACCUGGACAAGUAGAAUAAAUAUAAAACCACUCUGUAGAUAUUAAUAUGUGUGUUAUAAGCCUUGUAAGCUUCCAAUUUUGCCAUCACCUUUCUCUUGUUUGGCUCUUUCCCCAAUCAAUGAUAAUUUAUUCUUCACAGAUUAUUUUUCAUUUUUAGAAAUCAUUACUUCAUAGUGAUUGAGUAAGAGCUUGAAAAUCCAUGACAAGUCCUAUUCGUGAUGUAUUGGGUUACAGUUCUCAUUCAGUCUUUUUAUGAAUUAUAUAGCCAUUUACUUAGACAUUUCAAUAUUUUAAUUAUCUUGAAAAUGUAAAAUAAAAAAAGAUGAA